CGGUGCUUCCGGCGCUCCGCGGGCGGCCAUGUUGGAGCGGCGGCGGCGGCGCAGCGGCGGGCGCGGCUCUGGCGGCGGCCGGUGUCGAGGGUUAUUUUUCCAGUAAUUUGGACCUUUUUGAAGCGCCCGAUUGCCUAAUGCCAUGAAUAUUGCAGCGAACAAUGCGGAAGAAAAAGCUGUCCAUUCCUGGUCGAGAAUUUCCUCUGCGGGACACAAAGUGCUGGAGGAAGCCCUCCGAGUCUUCAACCCCAUGUCCAAGGACCUUUCCGACACCGAGACCCAGCUGGUGGCCUUCAUCCAGGGCCUCAAGGAGGAGGGCUACCAGCCCACGAUCCUGAGGAGCAAGGAUGUGUACGGCUACAGCUCGUGCACCGCGGACACUCCCAGCCAAACGAAGGAGAGCGCGCCGCGCGGCUGCGCCGCCGACCCCCCGAGGACUCCGGCUCGAAGCGCCGUGGCCAAGGUGCCCGCUUCGCCCUCCCGCCUUCCCCUGAACCCUCCCAAAGUCUCCGCCCCGCCGGUCCCUAAAGGGAAUUCCACAAACCUGCUGCUGAGCUCCUUGAAGCAGACGAGAUCCGGCACGUCCAAGGCCUCGGCUGUGGGCUUUCCUGCCGGCAUGUAUCCCGACGUGUACCCGGCGGUGAGGCUCUCCGUGGUGCUGGAAGCUCUGGUGCCGCUGAAAACCCCCGCCUGCCGUCUGGAAUCCAAGCUCACGCGAGGGCCUCUUGGGAUCUCGCCCUCAGACCUUAAACUCCUCAAGGCUUCCGGCCCGCCGAGGCAGUUCCCUUCGGGCAAGGCCGCUAAAAUAUCAAAAGGUAAGAGGUACAAGCGCUUGGUAAAGAAAGCCCCCGAUUCUGCCACCCUCACUUUAAAUCUUCUGAAGGGACCGAAGGGUGGAGUGCUGCAGGAGAGCAAUGCCUGCAAAGCCUCGGGGGUCCUGAACGGGAGAAUCACGGGCGGCUCGUCCCAGGGCUGCGCCGCGGCACCGCCGACCAAGGCCUUGAAAAUCAGAGCUAAGGAAGCCCUGGUGCGGAAAACGGAGUGGAAGGAUGGCAGCACUUACCAGGAGACUGGCGGGCAGAAGAGGAAAAGAGCUGCAGAGGCGAGGGAAGCACCGCAGAGGAAGAGGUCGAACACCAUUCCUGUCCCGAGUAAGUCUCGACGGGCUCAGAGCACUUGGAACCUGCUGAAAUUCCGGGCCAUCAAGGUGGGCAACUCUUCCUCCGACGACGAAGUGAGGAGGAGAGCGCAGAAGAUUCUCAGAGUCAACCUGUCCCCCGUGAUCCGAAUUCAGCCCUUGUCCCACUCUCACAGCGUCCCCUGAUCUGCUUCACUUGGUCACUUUUUUUCGUACGUGAUUACACGCGGGCCUGACACCAGGGCGGGGCGAAGGCUGAGAGCAACUUUGGGUCUCUGGUGUCUGGUGAGGAUACGUCGACUAACCUGGGGAUGGAGCAGCCUGCUCGUGCUGCUCCUGGCUGUCCUGCUAGGCAGAACUGACUGCACCAGCACAAAAUCAUGUUUAGGAACACGGGACGGUGCCUCUGGCCCGCGGCGAGCCGAGCAGGUCGCUUUUUCUUUCCUCUGGGCUCUCUGCUGAAGGCGGCAGGCUGUGCUCGCGCGCAGGGGCAGAACACGAGACUUUCUCAUGACAUGGAUGCACUGUGAUAAUGCUCUUUUUUCAAGCUGUACAGUUACUGGUUUUAUUUCGAUCAAAUUUUAUAACUUUAUUACCUAUCUAUACCCGUA
Molecule: messenger RNA, 1749 nt
Organism: Oxyura jamaicensis (ruddy duck)
Lineage: Eukaryota; Metazoa; Chordata; Aves; Anseriformes; Anatidae
Gene: CCDC71
Product: coiled-coil domain containing 71
Exons: 2
Coding region: 143-1324 (393 amino acids)
Source: RefSeq, a predicted model, not a curated record